GAAUUCAACACCAUUUACCACUGUGACAUGUGCAAUGACAUCAGCAUGGACACCAAUUUGUUUCAGUGUGUGAUCCCUUUGUGCUUCCGGUCUUUCCAUUUCAACUGCUCUCCAUUCCCAUGGUCGGAAAUGAUCAAGUCCAAGUGCCACUUUCGCCCGCUCACGUUUGCCAAAACCUUCCUGGAAGACGAUUCGGGUGAGUACUACUGCAAUGCGAGCGAGACAGAGAGGAAUCCGAAACAUCCUGUGUAUAGGUGUAUGCAGUGUGACUAUAUUGCUCACGUCAGUUGCACCAUAUCUGAGGUACUGCCUUUGAUUUUGGCAGAGUACGAGAUGGAUGCCAAGCUGAGAGAAAACCUUGCAAAUGAUGCUGGACUCCAGAGAAUAGACAUGAAGAUAAGGGGGCUUCGUGACGAGGAAAUGUGCUUAGCCAAGGAAUAAAAGAAAUUCACAGCAAAGCUGAAGCCUGAGGUCUACCCGCCUUCUUGCUCUGCCUCCACUGAGGCUUCUGCUUGAAGGAAGGUUUGUAAAGUUGGUGGUUGUUAUAGACUUAAGAAAGAAGUUCCUGGUUGUUAA
Syzygium oleosum is the source of this 576-nucleotide messenger RNA. RefSeq lists its product as uncharacterized. Lineage: Eukaryota; Viridiplantae; Streptophyta; Magnoliopsida; Myrtales; Myrtaceae. The record is from RefSeq and is a predicted model, not a curated record. Bases 28 to 441 code for a protein of 137 amino acids. The transcript has 2 exons.